Cydia strobilella is the source of this 3416-nucleotide messenger RNA. RefSeq names its product major facilitator superfamily domain-containing protein 6. Bases 206 to 1921 code for a protein of 571 amino acids. Lineage: Eukaryota; Metazoa; Arthropoda; Insecta; Lepidoptera; Tortricidae. Gene Ontology annotation, molecular function: transmembrane transporter activity. The record is from RefSeq and is a predicted model, not a curated record. Gene Ontology annotation, cellular component: membrane. The transcript has 10 exons.
GGCUGUUUGGUGUAAAGUUAAAGUUGUAAACAAUCGUUUCGCUGUUGAUAUUUGAAUAAAAAUGAGAGGAUAAUGACCUUUGUAUAUCGCGUAUUUGUUCUCGCAUUGUUCCGUGUGAAUAUUCUGCGGACACACUCAGUGUUUGCUGAAUUUCUUUUAUGAUAGAGUCGUGAUUAAAGUAGCACUUUCAUUUUUAAAUUUUAAAAUGAAGCUUAAAGUGGACAAGAGUUUAGUGCCAAUAAAGGCGCAUUUCUUCUUCUUCUUUGCUGCGCUGGGCCCACUCCUGCCCCAAAUGAACGUGUUCGGGCGUCAACUUGGCGUGUCUCCCGGCGCCAUGGGGCUGGUGACAUCCGUGCUGCCCCUGCUGUGGGCCGCGGCAAAGCCGCUCUUCGGUUACGUCGUCGACUUUUGGCCGACUCAUAGAAAACUAGUCUUUAUGCUACUAAUCGCGACGAUGACUGGCUCAUACUGUUGUCUCUGGUUCCUCCCCAUGCCGGACCCGCCGCCACAGAUAGCAAAAAACGUAUACAAGCUCAACAACACUGUCUAUCUUAAAAAAGUUGACAAAAGUUCCAUAGACGAACUCCUAUUGCAAAAAUACAGCUGUCAAUCGACGUGUUAUAAUAAGACUUUUGACGUUUACGUGACAAAUUCGACUUAUGUUAAUACAGUUUAUGUAGAGGAUGACGUGGGGAAUAUGUCUUGCUCGCUCUUUAAUAUGGAGUUUAAUGAUGAGAGAGAGGGAGAGGUGAUAUGCGUGCCAAAGACUGGUUGUAAUCUUAUAUGUUUGGAUAAAGACUUAAAUGGUACAGAGCUUAAUGUUACUUCGAAUUGGACCUUGGAUAAUUCAGUGUCUAUGGAUGCCACAGAUAAUUUAUAUAUGACAUCGGUUUUCUGGGCGUUCGUGGUAUUAAUGUGUGUUGGUACUGUGGCGUUUAAUGUUGCCAACUGCAUUGGGGAUGCCGUUUGCUUCGAUGUGCUAGGCACAGAACGCGCCUCAAAAUACGGCGCUCAACGCGCCUGGGGUACUGCCGGUUACGGCCUCACAGCGCUACUUGGCGGGGCCCUAAUAGACCUCACAUCUGGAGCUUAUAAGGACUUCACACCGGCCUUCGUUAUAGCCCUUGCGGCUACGGCGGUCGAUCUGUACAGUUGCAGGGCGCUUACGCUACCCUCACUAUCCAGUCCGGACGACUCCGGCAAAGCCUUACGUGAUGUGCUGCGCAUCCCGCGUGUCCUCGUCUUCAUACUGUUCGCUAUUGUUGCCGGGACUUUUGACAGCUUUAUCAUCUACUACAUGUUCUGGUUCCUAGAAGAAUUAGCGGAGGAGACAGGCUCCAUGGCGAAGAUUAAGCUGAUAGAGGGCGUCGUGGUCGCCGCACAGAGCUUCAUAGGAGAGCUUCUGUUCUUCUACUUCUCUGGGAAAAUAAUAAAGGGUUGGGGCUACGGCGCCACACUAACGCUGUCUCUGCUCUGCUACGCGCUGCGUCUCGCUCUGAUCUCGUUCAUCCAGCAUCCGUGGCAUCUCGUCUUUAUCGAGUCCAUAAUGCAAGGCCCGACAUACGCGCUAUGCUACUCAUGUAUAGUGGGGUAUGCGGCCUGCGUAGCCCCCGAAGGUUAUUCGGCCACGGUUCAAGGCGUUGUAGCUGGCAUGGACGAUGGAGUCGGUUUCGCGCUGGGCUCGCUGGUGGGCGGGCAGCUGUACGCGCGCGCGGGCGGCCGCGGCGCCUUCCGGGUCAUGGCGGCCGUCGCCGCCCUGGCCGCCGCCGCACACCUCCUCAUCUACAGACUGUUCACCAGAGACCGAGAACAAAAAGUAGAACAAUCGACGCCAGAAGGCGAAAAGAUGCUGGCAGUUGAUAGCAGCGCCAUCUACCGGGCGACGGUUGUACCGCUCAGCGAGAAAAGCGAAAACAGAUAACAAACUUACGAGUUCACGCUACUCGACCACAGAUGGCACUACUUGUUCUCAGAUAUACAUCUAAAUAGAUGUCGCGUGUGCAACGAUUCCUUUAAAAUUAAGAGAUUAAUAUCAUGCAGUCGUAUCUUAUCUACACGGUGGCUAAAAAAUAAGUGCAUUUCGGUCGCCACGGAGGUUUUGGGAUUAUACUGAGCAACUUUUACUAUGGGAACAACCCCGAAAUCGCGAAAAAAAAUUUGGCUGUUUCAUACAUUUUGGCUGGUCUAUUUUCUAUGGGAGGGCAAAUGUUUUUCGCGAUUUCGUGGUUGGUCCCAUAGUACAAGUUGCUCAGUAUAAUCCCAAAACCUCCCUGGCGACCGAAAUGCACUUAUUUUUUAGCCAACCUGUAUAUGCCAACUUGAAACUUACUGAAACUAGUUGUUUAUAAAAAACGUACAUAGUUCGGAGUGGUGCGUCUACUUAGAUAUAUGUCUGUGAUUCCAUCUUAAAGAAAUAUCGGAUUUAAUACGUAUUAGAAUUACUUACCGAAUUUGCCAUUUAUUGUUUGUAAGUGAAUACCAUAAUUUAGGUAUUAAUUAUACUUUAAGAUUUAUUAUAAAACUUUACUGGAUUAAUACCAAGACUUAAUAGUUUUAUAUACUUUUAUAAAUAUUUAUAAGGGCGAGAAGCUUUAGAGAUUUGUAUGAAUUUGUAUUAAAUAAUUUCACGGUUUAGACUUACUUGUUUUAGUCACUCGCGCGACAUGUUUCGGAGAGCCUAGGUCUCCUUUCUUAAGGACUAAUAGUGCGAGCAGCGUUCACGACGACCGUGUAUUGCGUACUGCCGCGCGCCGCGUCGCCCGCUGCGCGCGCGCCGAGUAAGCCAGUUGGGGGGAGGUCUUGCGCUAUCGUUGUCGGCGGGCAUAUACAUGUCGCGCGAGUGACUAAAACAAGUGAGUCUAAACCGUGAAAUUAUUUAAUAAAAUUUUUUGGAGUUAAAUAUAUUAAACGGGGUCACUCACGUUUAUAAAGUCGAUGAUCGCUCGACAUGUCUCGUCUCCCCUGCCGCCGCCGUCGCCCGCACCGAGUCCGCCCAGCCCGCAGUCUGCGUCGGGCCACCAAUGCGAGCGCUCUUUGAAAAUGCUCUUCGUUAUGGAGCGAAACAUGUCGAGCAAUCAUCGACUUUAUAAACGUGAGUGACCCGGUUUAAUAUAUUUAAUAUGUCAGUGCCUCACGGAAGUUUUGUUAUUAGAAUUUGUAGUUAUUUUCUACAUUAACUUUAACGUCUUUAAAGGUACUGUCCGCGCGCCAACUCCGUGCAUUCGGAGGUCGAGGAAGUAGGGGAUGUGCGCCGCGCCCGUACGUACAAAAUGACACCACACUGUCAUGACGCCCAACAUUCCUCAGCCGUGCACGGAAUUCGCGCGCGGACAGUAUGUCAGGAUCGUAGCAAGUGGAAACAGCGUGAUUAUAUGUAUGAAAUGUUAAGAAAAAGUACCUACGUAGGUACUGUAAAU